UUUUUUUAUUUUAGUGAUCAUCUUUUAACUUUCAAGAGGAGGUGAGAAGGAUUACCUUAUUGGGAUGGGGUUACACCAAUCUAUAUAUUAUUUUGAUACUCAUUUUUUUUUUUUGAACUUUUAGGUCCUUUUCUUUUUUUCUUUCACUCUUUUUUGUCUAUUUUUUCUUUAUUUUAUCAUCAUCAUGUCUCCUUCUGCACUUCUUCCUGAUGGUGUUGGUAUUGCCCACUUACCUAAUCAGCGUCAUAAAAUUGUAUCGAAACGUGGUGCAAAAUUUACUUUGAUGGUAUGUGGUGAAUCUGGUGUUGGUAAAUCUACUUUUGUGAAUACUUUAUUCACUACUGGUAUCAAGGACCCUAAAACUUUACAUCUUCGACAUACUAAACAAACCGAAAAAACAGUAGAAAUUGAAAUUACUAAGGCUGAAUUGGAAGAAAAAAAUUUCAAGGUAAAAUUAACUGUAAUUGAUACUCCAGGAUUUGGUGAUUAUGUCAAUAAUCGCGAUAGUUGGAUGCCCAUUGUGGAAUUUUUGGAUGAUCAACAUGAAUCGUUUAUGGGUCAAGAGCAACAACCUACUCGUGCUGGUAUCAUUGAUCUUCGUGUCCAUGCUUGUUUAUAUUUCAUUCGUCCUAAUGGUCAUACCCUCAAACCUCUUGAUAUUGAAGUGAUGAAACAUAUUGGUUCCCGUGUCAAUUUGAUUCCUGUUAUUGCCAAAGCUGAUACUUUGACUCCUCAAGAUUUGGCCAAAUUCAAACGCAAUAUUUUGGAUGUGAUUCAUGCUCAAAAUAUUCAAGUAUAUUCAUGUCCUAUUGAAAGUGAUGAUGAAGAAGUGACCAAUAUGAAUCAGCGAAUUAUGGACGCGAUGCCUUUUGCUGUGAUUGGAUCUACAGAAGAUGUUACUGUAGGAGGUCGUACUGUCAAGGGUCGACAAUAUUCUUGGGGGGUUGCUGAAGUGGAAAAUGAAGACCAUUGUGAUUUCAAAAAAUUACGCACUUUGUUGAUCAGAUCUCAUAUGCAUGACUUGAUUUCCACUACUGAAGAAAAUCAUUAUGAAAACUACCGCCAAACUCAAAUGGAAACUCGCAAAUUUGGUGAACAAAAACCAAAGAAAUAUGAAAAUCCCAAAUUCAAGGAAAAGGAAGAACAAUUACGUUUGGCAUUCACAGAACAAGUUAAGAAGGAAGAAAAUCGAUUCCGUCAAUGGGAAGCUCAGCUUGUAUCAGAACGUGAUCGUCUCAACAAAGAUUUGGAAGCUCAACAUGCUCAAAUCAAAGCCAUGGAAGGUGAACUGGAACAAUUGUAUCAAAUGCAAUAUCGUAAUCCUAUGAGACGUUAGGUGGAUGGUUCUAUAUUGUCUUCUCCCUCAUACCCCCUCUCUUCUCUCUCUAUUUGUUUUUUUUAUCUUCCCCCUCAAAUGACAAGUUAUUCUUAUUUUAGUUAUCUCACGUAGUUUUUUUCUUUUUCUUUUUUUCUUUUGUUUGUAUUGACCCUUCUUUUCUUCACCUCAAAUCUUAUAAUUUUUUAAAACUCAAAUAAAGACUUUUUUUCCCUUUU
Messenger RNA from Halteromyces radiatus, 1554 nucleotides. RefSeq names its product Septin-domain-containing protein. Gene Ontology annotation, cellular component: septin complex; cytosol; septin ring. The record is from RefSeq and is a predicted model, not a curated record. Gene Ontology annotation, molecular function: molecular adaptor activity; GTP binding; GTPase activity. Gene Ontology annotation, biological process: cytoskeleton-dependent cytokinesis. Bases 185 to 1336 code for a protein of 383 amino acids. The transcript has 7 exons. NCBI's taxonomy places the organism in Eukaryota, Fungi, Mucoromycota, Mucoromycetes, Mucorales, Cunninghamellaceae.